AUGCAGAGUGUUCAACGCAAGUUCGGCAAGUUGAUGAAGCGGUCUGCAGACGGGUCAGACGUUGGGGGCAUUCUUAGUGAAUUCAACAGUGCAGACCAGGCCCUGGCCAGUUUCAUUGAGGCAACAAAAUCAUGGCGCGAUGCUUGGGACGAGACACUAAAAACACAACUCUAUGUCGCCGAAACACUGCAUUUGUUGUACCAGCCAAUCGAAGUAGAGGAUGACCCUGACAACCCGACUCAACACAAGCCAGCUCCGACCCCUAGGAGGUAUUUGGACAAGGCCAGUGAUUUGCAGGCCGUUUACUCGAAUCUUGGAAAGGACUUGAGCAAUGAGGUCACCUCAAUCGAAGUAAAGCUUCUGAGACCUGCAAUGGAUGCAAAAGAUUCUCUCAAGAUGCUUAAGAAGUCAGUCAAAAGAAGAGAAGAUUUGAAGCUUGACUACGAGCGUUACAACUCGCGCGUAGACAGUGUCCGGCGCAAAGAGACAAGAUCUGCAAGGGAAGAGAACGCUUUGAUGAAGCACGAGACUGAUCUCGCCCGAUCCAGUGCCGAUUACCAAGCUGCUGAUGAGCAGCUGAAAAAAGUGCUACCUCCUGUCUUGGAUGCUCUAUCACUCCUUCUUCCCGAUCUGCUCGCGACCCAAAUCAUGAUCCAGUACCAGCUAGUCGGCCAAUUGUACACUCAGCUGCAUGAGUAUUGCCAAGCGCAUCGUCUGCCUUCUCCUGCGCCCGCUCUGGAGCAGGUUGUUUCAACCUUCGAGACGGAGUUUACACCGUUCCGCGAGGAUUUGGAGCGCAACAUCCGAACGAUCUCAACUGGUAAAGCCAUUCAUCAACCCAUGAGUUUGCCAGACAAACAGCAAGGCACUGUCACUGGUCUUGGGCUUCGCAACACGUUCGCAAGGAGAACAAGCAGUCAGGGUUCAUUGCCAAAGCCUUCCAUGCCAGGACAAUUACGUAUUGGUUCGAACGCAGUCGACGAUGAGCCGGCUCCUGUGAAGCCUCCUAGACCCGGUCGUAUCUCUUCUAGUACUAGACUGCACUCGCACUACGAAGACACUGCCACACUGAACUCUCAUUAUGAAGAGGAAGAGGCACCUCCGAUGAAGCCACCUAGACCUGGAGCACCACCGAGUGUAGACAUGAUGAGCAAGCCGCGAAUUCCUUCCAGCUCAAAACCUACACCCGUGGUUACGCCAGAUGUGUACACUAAUGGCGGAGCACCUGCGCCAACUUAUUCGGCUACAAGCACUCCUAGCUCGUCCAAUACACCAUUCUUGACACCUUCGUCCACAUCGCGUCAGAACCAGGGAUCGGACUACUUCAGCAGAGAACGCAAGGCUUCUACAUCAUCCGGUACUUUCAGCGUUACAGGCAAGAAAAAGCCCCCGCCGCCUCCACCAAAGAAGAGAACACCAUCGACACAGGGUCAAUUCGUCACGGCUCUCUAUGAGUUCGGUGGACAGGGAUCAGGCGACUUGUCGUUCAGGGAAGGUGAUAGGAUCAAGGUGGUAAAGAAGACGGCGUCGACAGAUGAUUGGUGGGAAGGAGAACUAAAUGGAGUGGUUGGCAGCUUUCCUGCAAACUACGUCAAAGUGGACUAG
This is a messenger RNA of Aureobasidium pullulans EXF-150, 1605 nucleotides long. RefSeq lists its product as uncharacterized. Gene Ontology annotation, molecular function: protein binding; lipid binding. Gene Ontology annotation, biological process: actin cortical patch localization; endocytosis; plasma membrane tubulation. The record is from RefSeq and is a predicted model, not a curated record. NCBI's taxonomy places the organism in Eukaryota, Fungi, Ascomycota, Dothideomycetes, Dothideales, Saccotheciaceae. Bases 1 to 1605 code for a protein of 534 amino acids. Gene Ontology annotation, cellular component: medial cortex; actin cortical patch; Rvs161p-Rvs167p complex. The transcript is spliced from 4 exons.